CGUGUACCUCAGACAUCAUCUGUUCAAAUAUCGGUUAACACUCGUCUAUCCAGUCUAUUCAAGCUUGCCGUCAACAAGACCAAUGACGGGCCACUGAUCGACUCUGCCUAUUGCUUCUGCUCGUGCAACUCCCACAGGUCAACCACCGUUUCCCCACAGUCAGUCGCUCCACACCUCAAGUCAGUCACGGCUUGCGGCGCUCGACCCAAAUUAAAACGUCACGGCUGCCCACCUCUUCCAGCGCAUGUCAUUGUGCGUCCCUAACUCUGCGUGGUGCAUGUGCAGAGGCUGAACUCAUUAUCGAUCAGCGCACCGCGCGCCUCUUCAUCGUUCCUCGCUGCCACCGUGACUCCUCCUGUGGACAUGGGAUCUGCUGCUGCUGCUGCUGUCACCGACGGCGACGGCAAUGACAAUGGCAACCCGACUCCUAUCGUGGCUCCAACGACAACCUCGCAAAGUGCGCAUGACAAGUCGCCGACAACAACCUCUUCCACUCAACCCGUGACCACCACCACCGAAUCGCACGAUGAACCGACUUCAUACUCUACCCAAGCACUUCUGCAACCAUCCGAUCCCCUAACUACGCAAGACGUGGCUUCGUCGCUGCUUAAUGGCACGAGUCAAAGUGGAGAUCGGGAGUUACCUCGUCUUCAGGCCAACGUUCCUCUGGAAAACAGCGAUCACCUCCAGCCGGUGGUCGAUGAUGACCCCUUAUCCUUUGACCUCAUCGCUCCGCCAGCUUUUGACCACGGCGAACCCUUUUCUCUCGAGUUCCAGACAACAGCGCUCUUCUCCAAGGGCCAUCUACAGGUUAUUUUCAGCGACCCUGCCUUUCUCUUCCGAUUUACAUCCUUCCUCAGUACCCAGCGACCCCAAUCCGUCCCCAUCCUCGUCCACUACCUCGACUCCCUGAAGUCUUUGCGCGCUAUUCACUAUGCGAAUGCCAUUUGCGACGGCCUCGAUCCCGUUGAAGGCCUGCAAUUCACACAGAAACCGGUCAAGCCCACCAUCAACACAUUCCUCGAAGAUCGUGCGGCCAGAGCGUUUGAUGUCCUGGUCACUGAAGAGCUGCCCGCAUUUGUCACACAUGAAUAUAUCCAGAUAGUCAGCGCAAGCAUUGCCGCACGAGUCACGGGCGCAUUGUCGCCGCGUCUCCGAGAAUUGUCAGAUGGAUUGGCCGAGGUGUUUUGUCUGACCGACCCAUCCAGGCCUGACAAUCCAAUCAUCUUCACUUCCGAAGAAUUCAACCGUACCACACAAUAUGGCCUAUCAUAUGUGCUUGGUCGCAAUUGUCGUUUCCUACAAGGCCCUAUGACUAAUCCCCAUAGUGUGCGAAGAUUGAGAGAAGCAGUAAAAGCGGGAAAACAGCAUCAGGAGGUGCUUCUCAAUUAUCGCCGCGACGGCUCCCCGUUUGUUAAUCUCUUGAUGACGGCACCUUUGGCUGAUAGUCGAGGUGUGAUUCGAUACCAUAUUGGAGCUCAGGUGGACGUGAGUGGACUCGUCAAGGACUGUGCUGAAAUGGAGUCGUUACAAAGGUUGAUGGACCUACGAGCCCAAGGCGAAGAUCCACCAGUGCCCGAGAAGCCAAAUCCACAGAAGAAUGACGAGUUGCAAGAGCUGAGCGAAAUGCUCAAUCAAGGCGAGCUCAAUAUCAUUCGAAAACAUGGUGGCCGAAUGCACAAGGAAGUAGUUGAAGAGGACCUCGAAAGUGUCACCUCCCAGCAACCCAGGUUGCUCCUCAAGGACCCCGUGGCCCGGGCCUCUCCGUUGGAAAGGAUGAAUGGCAGAUUGAGCGGGAUCUAUCAAAAUUUCCUUCUUGUGAGGCCAUAUCCAUCUCUCCGAAUUCUGUUUGCCAGUCCCUCGCAAAGGCUGCCGGGAAUUCUUCAAUCGCCCUUCCUGAAUAAGAUUGGAGGAUCGAACCGUGUUCGAGAGGAAUUGACUGCAGCCUUUGCAGAAGGUCGUGGUGUAACAGCCAAAGUGCGAUGGGUGACCAAAGGCGACGAUCAUGGCAAGAACAAAUGGAUCCAUUGCACACCAUUAGUUGGAGCUCAGAGUCAGAUUGGGGUGUGGAUGGUGGUGAUUGUCGACGAUGACAAAGGCCUCGACCGGUGGUCAGGCUCUGGCCGCCUCCCGCCACAGGUUGGAUCCACGGAGAGAAGUUGGCAUUCUUCGAAUGGACACAACAGUGGCGAUUAUAAUCAACGUGGAUCACGUGAGGGCAAUGGCAGUUACGUGAGGGGAUAUCCAGGUGAUGGUGCGGCCAGUGCCAGUGGUAAUGGGAGUGUCACGAGUCUUCGCAUUGGAUAGGAAGCUCAUGAUUCACUUGAAGAAGCACAGUUGCGGUUUCGGACCACAGAGACGAACUUUUGUAUAUCAAUGGAUUUUUUGGCUUGGUUUUUUUCUGUGGAUAGAAACCUCCCUUGGAGAGAGGGCACUGUGUACAGCAUGUACAGUGAGUGAGAUGGAUGGAUGGAUUGCGAUAUAUUGAGCUUCUUCUAAUUCAUGUGGAUAAAUGUGUAGUUGGGACGAUAUACCUCUGGUAGGUAUGUACAGAUAUGCGUGAUAUGUAAUUGAAACAUAUUUUGAUAUGCG
Exophiala mesophila is the source of this 2592-nucleotide messenger RNA. RefSeq lists its product as uncharacterized. Lineage: Eukaryota; Fungi; Ascomycota; Eurotiomycetes; Chaetothyriales; Herpotrichiellaceae. Bases 364 to 2307 code for a protein of 647 amino acids. Gene Ontology annotation, cellular component: nucleus. The record is from RefSeq and is a predicted model, not a curated record. The transcript has 4 exons.